CCAAUAGGGUGAACACACGCACACACGCACGGUGGGGCUAAUAUAGAUCACAGCAUUAGGAGGGUCGGCUGGUUCAGUCUCGUGACCAGCGCCAAACUUUGCAUGACCGUCGCGGCUGUGUUCAGUGUGUGUUCCAGUGGCUCCCGCACCAGCCUCGCCACCACUGCCACCUCGCCACUCCUGCCUCGCCCCACUCCAUCUCCUCCACACGGGAGGAUUUACAACCUUUUCCCCAGGAUUUCGGCGUUCUCCAAGAUCCCACCUUGGAACACUGGACGUCUGGUAUUCAACUGAAACACUGAAUCUGGUGGUAAUUUUCCAAGUAAAACUGAAUGACACGUUCUGGAGAAGACACAACAAUGUGUCAAAACUUUUACCCUAAGAAUAUGGUAGAAUGGGACAUAAUCAUACUAAGGUAGACAACCAUGAGUAAGGUCAGACCCACGAAGAGUCCUCAGCCUUGCCCAGGUGACCACUACCUGCUUGUUUUGACUCCGAAAAGGAAAAAGACUCGUCGAUCCGCCAUGGCUUCACCUUCUGAAGGAGCACCUGCCUCAAGUGAGGACACAAUGCUCAAACCUACAGGAAACUACAGCUCCGAGGGCGGCUACGGCACGAUCAAUCCUCAUUUUGCAUUUACAGACAAAGUGGCGAUGCCCCCAGGUUUGCCGAAUCCCCUCAUACCCAUCAUCCCAACAAGCUACUCCAUGCCUACCCUGGCCACCACUAUUACUAACCUCUUGUCUCCGCAGCAGACACACACAGACGUCUUCUACAAUGUCGCUCCCCUCGGUAGUGACCCUAAUCCACUGAAUACUGUUUUAUCCCCGCCACCGAACACGCCACUAUCUCCCCUCUCUAUACCUUCCAGUCCAACGGCAAAAAAUCCAGGCUAUAACCCCCCAAGAGUUUUUCAGCCCCCAAACCCCCGUCGUCUCCCUCUCCACCCCCAAUUAAAAACAGAGGAGCAAGCGGAACCUCGUUCCGGAAGACGUGACCUCUUGCAGGGGAUCAACUACCUGACACAGCCAGAAGAUACGCUGGAGUUUGGUUGGCUCGACGCUCUGACGGGAAUCAUCUCCAUCAUUACCUUCUACUUCGACUUGGUCUCCGACGUCCUGGUAGCUUACUACAUGCGCGACGACCCAGCCUCCAAGAACUGGUUCCUUGCAGCCCUUCUGCUACUGCUUCUGCCCAUGGUCGUGGCCAACGGGUUCAGCCUCUACUGGUACUGGUUCGACGAGCGUUCUUGUGAACCCCAGUACAGCCCACGACACCCCAGAGUACCCAACUACGUGUGGACCUUCCGUGUGGCAGCCCAUCUCCUCCUCCAGGCACCAGUCCUCAGGCAAGUUGACAUCAUCUACUACGGGACCAAGAGUACGGCGGAGACGGCGCUGCAGGAGGCUCUAGUGGACGAGGUGAUGGAGGCAGCUCUGGUCUCCACUCCCCAGGACCACAGUGACACACACAAAGACAGCCCCAGUAGGAGGUCCUCUACCCGUCUCAGUCGCAGCUCCGCAGCCACCAGCAAGAGACCAGUUUCAGCGUGCUCAGUGAGGACAGGAGGUGUGUGUGCCCGAGGCGGCUACCUGGCUCUCUGGAUCCACGCUGAGAGGGAUGCCUCUAACGUCGAGCUGCUGCUGGCACUGGUGCAGGACGCUCCCCUCCUCAUCCUACAUCUGUACAUCAUGGCACACACACUCCCCAGCCAGGCACUCCAGGGACACAUCAGUGACACACUGGUGAUGCAGAUGCUGUCGGUGACAAUGUCUCUGCUGACGCUGGCAUGGUCGGUGGCUUCCUUCGUCAGGGCUUCCCGCAUGACGGAACCCUCCCUGGGAAACCUCAGCAUCCUUGAUCUUCUCCUCAUCACCCUCUCCCACUUCUGUUCCAUCGCCGCCCAGGUGAUGAGUUUCUCGUUGUUUGCCUCCAAGCUGGAGGUUGUCUUCUUCAUCAUCGUCACUCUCCACUGGCUCCUCAUGUCCACAUGGGUCCUCGCUCAGCUGUUGUUCUUCCCGAGGACUACCUGCACCCGGGCUUUCUUCUUCCACGACCGCCAGGAGGGCCUCUGUCACUGGCUCGACGAUGUCCUCUACAGCGCUGUUAUGGGACUCGUCUUCCUGUUUACCUUUGUUGAUGUGGGCGGAGUGGCGGCCAGGAUCCAGGGCCUCCUCUACCACGUUCUCACCCUACUGGAGCAGAUGAUUCUGCUGGCCCUCUGGUUGUUGUGGACGACUGGAUGGGCGUGGUACUACUGGGUUCCACUGAUUCUCUCACCUCUCCUCUUCUGCCUCAGCCUCAUCUUUGAAGCUCUCUUUACCGCCCACGCCAAGCCUGAUCGCUGCCAACUCCUUACCUCCUCGCCCAAGGCUGUGUGACCGUAUAAAAAUCCUCUCUAGCCUUCUAUCAAUCACCAGUACGUGCUGUCCACUGCCUCCUGCUUGACUCCCUCCUACGGGCUGUUAAUUCUGUGAAACUGACAUCCGCAGAGCUUGCAGAAUUUUUGUUCUACCUCCUGCAGUUCUCUGCCACUAAGAAGACGUCUACAACCAGCCUAUAUACUCAGUUGGUUUUAGUAGUGUCGUCAAAUGUAAUUCUCAGGACCACUUCCGUCCGACUGUUGUACAGAUCUUGUUCCUCACACUGUGAGCUCUGUGAAGCUAACUUGUGUCUGCCGUCCUACGUUGGCCAUGUUUAAUAUUAGAUCCGUCCGGUGGCUGAUGCAUCGAAAUACUUUAUCUUGCUCCCUCUCCCUCCCAUCCCCAUUUAAUUUUUAAAUUAUUUUUUUUCCCCCUUUUAUAUAUUUCUAGUUUCACCACUUCAGUCUUCACUCCUCCCACCUGCCCUUCUCACCAGGCAUCCCACAAUAAAGACUAUUGAUUUUCUGUUCAAUUUACCAGUUCUUGCCACUUAUAACCACCGGUGCCGACUCCUCCCUCAACGACCCUACCUUAUUCAGCUCAUCCACUGCCUGUCUUCUCUGCUCUUCUGAGGGAAUAAAUUAUUUUUUUAUGGUUGAUUUUUAACACUGUUUAUUCACAUCUACCUAUAAGCGUUUAUCCUGAUCAGUGAUUGUAUGUAUAAUGACGUCUUCUGUAAUGAGUAUAUUAUGACUUUGGAUAACAGUUUAUUUUGUAAUAAUUUAGCAUAGAUUUGUUUCAGCAGUUACAUUCACUUAGGAUUAUUGCACAACGGGGCCUCUGAAUUUCAUGAGCUGAUAUACUUAUUCGUGUGAUAAAUGGGAAAUAAGACUUUAUUAUGCAGUUAAUAUGACUCACUUGAAUAAUUAGUAACUUCCACUUACCCGUCCAUUAUUAAAAUCCUCGUGUAACUGUUACAGCGAAUUUGUCCAUUAAAUUCAAGUUCAGGGCUGACCCGAUGAAUUUAGGUAAAAAGACACAUGUGCAACUAAUGAGAAAAUUUAAUGUGGCAACGUUUCGCUCUUCAGGAGCUGUCUCAAGCCAAUACAAAAUAUAUAUUGAUGCAGGUGUCUACGUAGGUAACAACGUGAGGUGAGAGAACAUUGUUAGUAAAUCAACCAACAUCAUAACACCUUACAAAGUGUUUGUGUAACUCUUAAUCUUUAAAUAAAUGUAGUGUAACGGAAGGUGAUGUUUGCAGAGCAUAUGAAAAAAAUAACUACAAUAUCAUAUUGUUGACCAUGCAGAGAUUGAGAAUCAUUGCAACACUUCAAUUCAAUAGUCAUUUAUUUACGUUUGAGUAAGUAUCCUCGUGUCGUGAUUGCAACAAUGUGAUCUGUGUAAAUAAAGUUAAAAAAAAAUAUUAUUCAACAAAUUAUUUCUAGAGUAGCAUCACUAGGUUAUAAAAGGAAUAUAAGAGGGAGGAGAAAAUAUGUGUAGAUCUCAAUUAAGUUUAAAAUGGUAUUCAUAAAACAUAAUUUUGGUCGUAUUUAUAAAUGCUUCAUGACAAUCAAGAAUGUCGAAACAUAUCUAGCGAAUACUGGUGCCAUGGAAAAUGUGUAGUUUAAGUUACACUGAGGUAAUAAGACAGUGAGGCACUACGUGGCUUGUAACCUCGUAG
Molecule: messenger RNA, 4044 nt
Organism: Cherax quadricarinatus
Lineage: Eukaryota; Metazoa; Arthropoda; Malacostraca; Decapoda; Parastacidae
Source: RefSeq, a predicted model, not a curated record